CGCACUCGGGAUAAAAUUGAUAAAGCACCCUCUGUUCGUAUUCUUUUAAUAAAAAUAUAUCGUUACUGAAAUUUUUUAAAGUUAUUAAUAAAAAAGUAACUAAAAUUAUUUACUUACACUGGCUGACGAAUUAUAUUUGAAGGGCUCUUAGGUUAUGGGGGGUAAUCAUCGGGUACAUGUGGCUCCACGUACGGAAAACUGUUCGACGACGUCUUCCGGACGGUCUGUCAGAGUCCCGGAGUUUAGAUCGAUAGCAUAGAGAUUGCCACAGUUUCGGGCCGCAGUGCUCAAAACACCAUGGCUGCCAGAGGCAUCGCUAUGGCAGAAAUCGCCACUUAGUGCACAGUUGGACGUGUUCGUCUACUCUUUCAUUUCAAAAAUAAAUUUUCAACGCGGUCCAGGCUAGGACAGAAAAAUAUUAUGUAAAAGGAGCAGUGUUACUUCAUCUACUAAGCAAAAUCGGCAUGGUGUGAGUUAGAUAGAGGCAUAUAGUGACUUGUGGUGAUCUAAGGAGCGCUAGGUGUGAGCUGGCCUCUGCCGCUCGCGCUUAGGUGCUUGCAGAUGGUUGGGUCCGAGUUUCCAAUUUCGAACGACCUUGUAGCACGACCAUGGGGGAUGAAAUUAUCGAGGAACAAAACUGGAAACAAAAGUUACUAUUUUACAUUACCGCUUUCUUCGUGCUACUCGGAAUAUUCAGCCUCUUUUCCUUCCUGUUUCUUGUGCCUUUUGUCAUAGAUCCAGCCUUUACCACGAUCUUUAUGGAAUUCGACGAAAAACCUGCUUUUUGUGUCACUGUAAAAAUUCAAAGACUUUUAGGAGCAUCAAAUUGUAGUUGGACAUCCUGUAGAGAAGGAUGCACCAAAGACAUAUACGAUUGUACUCAAAUAUUUGUUACUUACAAGAUUUUACCCAACGAUACUUAUGCAAACACUAGUUUAUCAUGGUCUACUAUGGCCACUGUAGAAUCUCCGUUUGCUCGACAUGAAAAGGCCCUGCUCGACGAUUACGAUUAUGAGAGUGAAACUUUUACGGGUCUACAACCCAACACUUCUGAAUGGCAUUACAGGGAAGCUAGGCUGUUACCCAACGUAAAAGGAUGUGGGUAUCCACCGUCGCUAAACUGUUCAAACUGGCUGAAAAACUAUACAACUGUUGGGACAAAUUUCUCUUGUUAUUACAGUAAAAUAGAUCCAGGGUUAGUGAUGAGUGACCUAAACAUGAUACAAGUCUACAUGAAUCUAGUUUAUGCCAUGUGUAUCCCGAUUCCAUCAUUUAUCGUUUCUGUCAUAUAUUUAGCAAUUGCAUAUUUUAAAAUUUACACCGACGACGAAGAGGCUGCUCCUUUGGAAAAAAAUGCUGAAGAUAUUGAUGUUGAAGGAGAAAAUGAAAUAAAUCAAACACCUGUACCACCAGCCAGUGGAGGAAUAACUCCAGGAAGUGAAGCUUUCCGAGAAGAUCUUGCCAGUUUUGGUCAUCAUUUCAAAGUAGCAAUGGUGGAUGAUAUAAGUCGAGAUAGUCUUGUCGAUGGUGUUAUAAAUUCUGUUUCAAUGGGCGGAAGUAUUGGCAAGACUAUGACUACUAGUAUUUCAACGACUGGCGGACCCGUAGCUGAUAUUUAAAAAAAUCUUUUUGAUAGAUUUUCCUAAGGCUUGUGCUAAAUUGGCUUAACAUAUAUUGAAAUUUUUGCAAAAAAGUUUCUGGAUUGCCCCUAAAAUCAACGUUCCAACAAUUAUUACGACUAUACUAACUGCUUCACCAGACGCAUUCAUAGAAUAAUUUUGAAGCUGUAUAAACACAAGAAAAUUAUCACGCAUGUGAAUUAUGUAAAUAUCAAGCAAAAUAAUAAUAUUAUUUAUAUUAACCAACCAGUAAUCUAGCUUAAGAAAACUCUUUUACACUGUUUAACUAACUGCGAUAAAUGGAUGUUGUACGAUUAUGCAGAUUUUUUUUCUGGAAAAAUUUGAAUGUUUUAUGCAUAAGAAAAGCUAUAUUAAUAAACCUGUGAUUUAGUAAUGUUAAAUUUGUCAGAUUCGCAAUUGCUUUAGUUGGAGUUUAAUUAGUUAAUAAUAUAUGUUUUUUGUUCUGUUAGGUUUAGAUGUUUAGGGUAUAAAAAAACCUGUGACAUAUUACGAAUAGGAUUUAUUUUUAUGUAAAUGUUUGCACAAAUAAAAUCGGCUUAUGGAUAAUUUUUCAAACAUCUGUUUAACUUUGACAGUUUAAAUGCAACACAGCAGAAAUAGCCAUAAAAAAAAAUUUCAAAUGUUAAUUAGCUUUAGUUGACCAUCAGAUUAAAAUAGUUGGGCGUUUUUUCAUCGCUAACGUACAGUAGAUAUUAGCUUAGAUGCAGAAAUGCCUUAUAAAUUCAGUCAAUCAGUUAUUUAGAGAAAAGUAUUUUUAUACUGUCUAAAAUUUUCAUUUGAAUUUCCCGUUAAAAAAUGUGAUAAAUCCUUGGCCCUGCCUUAAAAUGUUUACUCAAAGUGUGUUUAAUAUUGGUUUUUGUAUUAAACCAAUGUUUGGUACAGGCAAAUAUAAUUUUAAGUAUAACCUACCAUGGUAUUAAAUCAUAUUUGAUCAUCUGGAUUAGGUUAUUUUGGCUUCUUCAGUGCGGUAAGGUUGAUCUUGUCACUUAGACAAAGAAGUUGGACGUAAGCGAAGAAAUUGAUCGGAACAAUUAUUGUUAAGUGGUGUGAAAGCUUUAAAAACUUUAGACUACUAAACCAUUUUUUUUAUUAUAAGUUAACUUAGGUAUAUUAUUUUAUAUUUCCUUUUAAAAUGUGAACUUCUUAUAGAGAGAUUUUAAACCAGCAAAAAUUACGACAGUUUUGGUCAGUUUUAUGGAUAUUGGCUACUUUGGAAGGGGUUGAAUUUAUAUAUUGAGCAUGCUCACAAAUAAAAGAUAGCCAUCAAGAAGUGACAAAAUAACCGGUUUAAAAUCUUCCUAUUUAUCGAAGAAGAUUGGUACUAACCGUUAUAUUAUUUGCAUUAGAUUACAGUAUCAUAGAAAUUAACAAUUCGUUCCGAUAUAGAAACAAAAAAGCUGUAGGUCGAAGUCAAAGAUUGUUGAAUUUGAUACCUACUAAUCUAGAGAAUGUUUCAAUAAUUUCAUCAUUGGGAUCCAAGAGCUAUAAAGGAAUUCAAUUUGAAUUGCGUAAUUUCAUGCUUAUCAAAGUGCUGUUCCAACUCAAAAAAGUUAAAUUUUUUUUUCUGAUAUGCCUACCUUUCCGGAAAAAAAAGAAAAAUUUACUAUUUAAUUUUUUUUUUUUGCAUCAAGAUAAAUUUUGAAUUGAUUUAACUUUAUUAUUAUUAGCUUUUUCGUUCCACAAGAUGGCAUUAUCAAAUUUAUUCUCCGAUAUUGCUUUAAAUACCUACUUUUUUAAAUUGUUAGGUAUUACUUUUUCAUAGCUUUAACAGGGAGACAAAGUGAAAAUAAUUUUGUCUUUCAUGAAAAAAAUAUUCCGCCGAAUAAAUUUGAAAAACCGUCAAACCGAAGUUGAUUUUUGCUCUUUUUCCAGAUACCUCUCUAUUUUUUAUCAUGAAAUAUGACCUUGUUUUUCCUAGAAUCCGGUUUUCAGUAUACUAAUAAGAUUUCUCUUCCCAAAUACUGAGCUGCAAAACAUAGGUCAGUUACAAAUUUUGGAGAAAAUAAAUAAUAAGAAAUUUUUUUCACCCCUUGGAAAUUAUUUGUGAACAAUCUGGCAUUGUCAUGUGCAAAAAUCUACAGCCGUAUGCAACAUCCUCUUUCAAAUUUAAAAGCGCUUCUAAAACUUUUCACUUUUCAAAAUUUGUAUUCUAAGCAAUAGGUACAAAUUUUUAAAAUUGACAGCUUUCAAUGUCGCUUUUAAAGUUAAAAGAGGAUUUUGCAUACGGCUGAAAGUUUUAAGCUAUUAAAUUCAUCGAUUGCAGGUUCUUUUAGAAUCCCAUUGAGGAUCGUCUGGCCACCAUCAAAAAAAAUAAUUUGGUAUAAUAUGCUUCAUGAGAGACCAGCACAGGACCAUGAAAGUUCCUCUGUGGAGUCUCAUUUGUAUUGCAUUUUGCACCCCCCUUCUUUUUCUUCUUCUUCUUUUAAUGUUCCAUCGGUGAAGUCAGUGCAAAUAUAGACUCAUCUGGAAAGAAUAAUCCGCUCCAUCCGAAUUUCAAUAAAUUCGUGCAAAAUACAAUCAUGGAACGCAAUGUUCUUUUGGCUGUUUCGGCUCAGUAGUCAGCUUUUCCCUCAAGUGUUCCACAAUCCGCCUUAUUCUCUUCUCAAUGAAGCUUUCUUCUCACUCCACUGUCGUGCCAAGACGAAUAUUUAUAAAACUGUCAAUCAAAUGAAUCGAUUUUUCAAGCCCGUUCAAUAUCGAUUUUGACGCGACCUUGGUGUUCAAAAAUUUUAGUUGAAACGGAAACAAUGGUCCCUAGGAUCGUAGACCAAAUUUCAAAGAGCCAUCGUCUGGUUCUCUAAUUGCUCCUACUAGGCCAUCAAGCUUGGGACACAAUGGAAAAUAUACUGUUGAAAUAGGGAUUUGGCGUUGCAGCUAGUUGAGCAAAACUUGUCUGCGUAUUUAUUUUUAUUUUAUUCACUGUAUACGCAGGCAUCACCAAAGUCUAUGCAUCACCAUCCUAUAUUAUAUCAAAAUUUCAAAAAAAUAUCAGUUGGGUGUCCUUGGGGUUAGUCAACAAAGCACGGGUGUUCCGAAAAUAAAAUAAUAAAUAUUGAGGUGCCUUUUUCUAUAAAAAGAAUCAAAAUUCUGCCUUUAAUUGUUCCAUUAAAAAUUGACCGUUCAUUUGUCACAUAGAACAGCGCAUUUUCGAUUAUCUAUCGAGAAAGUGUGGGCUAACUAAAGAAUUAUUGUCCAGAUCAGAACUGGUACCUAUCUAUCAUUGCUUUACAGCAGAAAAAUUACAAACUUCUGCCAAUUGAAGUUUUGUUGUGAGCGUGGUAUCAUCUAAAAAUUUCAAUCAAUUUUGUUAAAUAUACAAAGCGAGAUGUCUCACGACGAAUUGCCGCGAUCGAUUUCUCAGGAAAUAAAAUUUGGAAAAUUUGGAAAUAUAGCAGUGCCAAUGGCCAUCCGUGUAAAAUAUUUCUAAAAUUGUUGCACUUCCGCUUAGGUAUACUGGAAGUUUUGAUGUCAACUUGCCAAUUUUGAAUAGGACACCCUAUACCUACUUAUAUAAAAUAUAUCAUAAACGGUACAGGACAUUAUCUAUAAAAUAUGUCUAGAAUUUUGCCUAGAAUCUAAAAAUAAAAUAAUAUAGGGAACCUAUCUAAUCCAAAAAGGGGCAAGUUGACAUCAACUACUGGUAUAACCGGAAGUGCAACUAUCCCAAAAAUAUUUUACCCAGAUGACCUCCAUCGACAUUCCUAUGUUGCCAAAUUUUCAAAAUUUCCCACAGUUUAUUUUCUGAGCAUCGGACACCCUGUAUACCAAAAACCACUUGACCAAAUUUGCAUUCAAUUUAAUCGGAAACGACAAAAGUCAUCGGUUAAAUGACAAAAAUUGUAAAAAUUGGCUUGUCAAAAAUAACGACUAUCUGACUUUUGGAGCCGUUCAAUCCUAAGCUGUAUCCUCCAAUGGUGGCGUGCGCAGAAAAGAUGCGCAUGAGAGUUAACCUGCUGAUUGUUUUUGUAUAUGCUGUGGACGUACUUUUGUAACAUAAGAGCCUAGGAGAGUGUGAAGAUAUACAUUUGCGUCCUUUUUUUCUUCGGAAACAUUCAUUUGUGUAUCAAAAAAUUUCCUACAGUUGCCUAUGUUUAUAACAUAAGCUUGGCAAAUUAUUGAUCUAUAAUCCAAUAAUGGAAAAUGUUAUAUACCUACAGGGUGUUUCACGAACAUCGAAACAGAGGCGUUUAGGGUUAUUUUAAGGUCGAUUUGAAAAAACCGCUCGGACACGUCAAUUUUGUAUUCAAGGGGGAAAGUUUUUGACCCCAUUGGUAUUUCGCUAGGGUGCACCUCCUGGGUGGGGUGACUUUCAACCCUCUUUUUUACAUAGGGUAGUUGGGUCGAGUGGUACCUUGUCUUAAAGGUAUUUUGAUUGACAACUGCGUUUUUUUUUUUUGAAAAUCGAAUAACUAGUUCUCGAGAUAUUCACUGUCAAAGUUGCCAUGGGCUAAAUGAGAAACAAUUUUCUGGCCCUGUUAUUCUCAAAUUAACACUUUCCUGACUUUUCUCUCGGACACGUCAAUUUUAACUUUUUCAGAAACACACAAAAAAUUAAAAUUGACGUGUCCGAGAGGAAAGUCAGGAAAGUCUUAUUUUGAGAAUAACAGGACCAGAAUAAGAAUGUUUCUUAUUUAUCCCAUGGCAAUUUGACAGUGAAUAUCUUGAGAACUAAUUAUUCGAUUUUCAAAAAAAAAUACGCAGUUAUAACGAGAAUCAAAGUACCUUUAAAACAAGGUAUCACUCGACCCAUCUUCCCGAUCUGAAAAAGAGGAGUGAAAGUCACCCCACCCAGGGAAUGCACCCUAGCGAAAUACCGGUGGGGUCAAAAAGUUUCCCCCUUGAAUACCAAAAUGACGUGUCCGAGCGUUUUUUUUUUUUAAUCGACCUUAAAAUACCCUAAAACGCCUCUAUUUCGAGGUUCGUGAAACACCCUGUAUACAUAAUUACAUACCUACAUAUAUAUUUUUUUUUGGUGAGGAUUGUAAGCUCUACAAAUUAAAUUUCUCCUUUCGCUUCCACUUUUCUGAUUCAGAUACUAGUGGCCAUAGGGCGAGUUCGGGAAUUGCCUCAGCGAGCAUUAAGUUAAGUUUGACAGUUAUCGCGAAUUAAUCGUACUUCAAGUCUUUCGCGCGCAAUAGCAUAUUAUUAUGUCAUAUCAAUAAUGCAAUUCAGAACCUUGCUUGGUAAAGGAACGUCUUAGAUGUCACUACCGAAACAAACAAAACCAAUAGAAACAAUGUUUCUAGUUUUUCCCUGCCAUCGCAGUAUCACUUCCCUUACUCUCUAGGUAAAGAACUGCUUAAACUGUUUGAAAUGUUGUCACGGCAAACAUUGUUAAGUUGUUUUGAGUAAAUAUAUAAUUACCAACACUACGGUGAAAAUUAAUCCAGUUUCAACACCGAGAGUAGCUGUAACGUCUCCUUUAAAAGCACCCUGUAUAUUAAAAAAUAGGUAUAUUAGAUGACUCCUUUUGAAUUUAUUUAUUUGUCACCUAAUAUCCCAGAGCAUUCAGAGAUACGCGGAUGCAGGAACCAGCAAUAGAAAUUAUUCUUCACCUCGAACCUGGCAAAGUAGCUCUAGCAGCUCUUUCGCUUGGUACCUACAUCGUUUUCGAUAAACCAUUCUUAAAAAACUCUAAAAUAAACUCCCAGUCGAAAUAUUCUGUAUACAUAAAGUAUUAUACUGUACAUACUAGAUUGUCUUUAUAAAAAUUGUUAAAACAUUGGUUACAUUUUUAAGAGUUUAACAUAUAACUUAUGUUACAGACUGUACUGUAUAGGGUGUUCCAAGAAAAAAUAUAAACAUGGCAAACGGGCACAUUUUAUUAACAAAAAUCCACUCCAGUUUCAUUGAGUUCAAGAACAAAUAGAGAGAUGGAACUGAGCUUUAUUAUUUCAGGAACAGUGGUGCAUUAAAAUUUAUCGCUUUUCGUGUACAGGGUGGAAGCAAUUAAUGAUUUAUUUAUAAGUAUCAUAAAAAAAAUUGUUCACGGCUCUAUUUGAUAAAAUGUCAAAAAGUAUCUUAUUUAAUUCUUAUUUCCGGAAUGAGUUAAUUAACUUAGUAUUUGAGACAUUUUGACAUCUUGUUAUCCAAUCUUUCAUCUUGCUUUCCCUGUACAUGAACAACUUUUGAAAACAGAUAUGGAAUACCUCGUAUCAAUUUAUAGCUUGUAUAACAUAAAUUAAUAUUUGGACAUUGUUCAACUUUUUGCCUUUCCUCCUAAAAUAUAUUAUAGGCGUUUGUAAUAUUUUAAUAAGAGUACCUAUACUUUUAAAUGAAAAAAAAUCACUCUGUAUUAUAUUUAAGCAACAUGUAAAAAAAUAUAUAAAUAUAUGGACUACAGUUAAACUUAUGGUAUUUUACAAAAAUACAAUAAUUAGCUUUAUAUUUACUUAUAAGUUAUUGUGUCUUUUUUUUAAACUUUUAUAUUAUUAUAAUAUAUUUAAAAUAUGUGGCCAUUUCUUGCAAAUAUUUAUUUACUAAAACGCACAUCCACACAAAUUAUUAAGUACAAAAUAAAUUGAAAUGCCUUUAUUGUUAUAUGCCAUCCAUAUUACUGGUGCUCAAAAAAAUUGUUAAAUUUGACUGCCACUUAAUAAUAAUUAUUAUUAGAAACAGUGGCGGAUAAUUUUAUUUAGUUAGCGGGGUAAAACAGUUUGAGAAUUGUCAAAUUUUCAAUAUUGACAAUAAUGUUCCACCUCUUUGUUUGAAGCCAUUGUAUAGAAGGCUUAAUGCUCAAAGUAUGCUAGAAAUACAUUUUAUUCCAAAAAGUUGCUUAUCAAGUUUUUACAUUGAAUGCUGCUUAUUUGCUCAUUAAUCUGGUCAUCCUCACCACUCAAAAAAAAAAAUGUUAGCGUGUCACGGCGGACGAUAGAAGUGUGAAGUUCCCUAUUGAACUUAUCUAAGUUCCCCCUCUCCGAAAGCGUUAAACGUCCGAACUCCUUUUAGAAGUUAACACUUCAAAAAUCUUCAUCGCAUUUUUUUUACUUCGCCCCAUACAGUUUUAGAUGAUGAAUACACUAAGUUGGGUCAUGCUUCAAUAGAGGUAAGCUUCAUGGCAAAAUCGGCACUUUAGCGCAAUCUGUAGACUUAAAAUUUUAUCUUCACAAAACAUGGCCUAACGUACAGUUGAAACCUGUAAAUCAUAUGACCCAAUUAAAAAACAAUCAGAGUGUAAUAAUAAUUAUCAUGCUCAUACAUAUGCUAUUAACUGCAAUGAUUUAGGCGAUUCCAAAUUCCAUUGUCCAACAAAUCUGAUUCCAGUGUUGCCACAGGUGGCCCCAUAUGGCCAGAUCUGGCCCUUUCUAAGACGGAGUGGCCCGUUGGCCACUCUUUUUCGAAUCUGGCCCGUUUCUUCAUAGCAAGCCAUAUCAUGAUUUUUUGAUGUAAAAUAAACGUUUUUGGGCGUGGCACCCGAGAAAAUUUUCUGCCUCCGGCAGGCUUUCACUCUUCUUUUCAAUUUGAAAACGGUUGGCCCGAAAUUCUAAAAUCUGGCCCCUUUUAAAAAUAUAAUCUGGCACGAAAUUUUCAGAGCCUGUGGCAACACUGUCUGAUUCAAUUCUACAUCGAAUUCGAUACUCCAAGACAGGUUUAAUUUAAAAUGGUUCUCAUAGCUUUUUUCAUCUCACAUAUAAAUUGUACAAGUAGAUAACUAAUAAUUGCACAUUUACAUAAAUAUUUCAUUAUAAAGUUUAGGUCCAAAAAUUAUUCGUAUUAAAUUCAUAUACCAACAAAGCAACUCUUCGUUUUCUCUGAUAGCGAAAUUAUGAACCAAAUUUUUCCCCAUCAGGGAUCCCUUUCUUGUCGGUAAAAACUCCGACAGAUUUUUGAAAGCUGGAUUUAUGAACUUGAGUUUGCCGUUCAUAAAUUUCGCGUUUAUGAGUUUCGAGUCAACAUAAACUAUGCAAAACACGGUAACAAGCAUUUAUGAACUUUGAGUUUUUUUAAAUUUUAUAGUGUGUGUCUGGCAUAAUCGUGUGUGGUAUGUUUGCAAUGACGAUACCAAUUAUACCUCUCGGGAACAACUGGAUUUAUCAUAUUCUCACCAACGAACCGAACGUAAUAAAUUGAAACUCAUUACUUACGGCGACGGCAACGCCAUACUGAAGUUUAUGAAUCCUGCUUCGAAACCGUGGUGAAAACGCUAGAAAAUACCUUGGCAGACGUAUUGACGUCCGCAAGAAAGAAUUUUUGGAAAAUCCAAAAUGUUACUGUUAUCAUGUGGAGUUUUAGAGUAUCGUUAUUGAAAAACUGAUUAGAAAAUAAAAAAGCGCAGCCUGGAGUGAAGAACGUCGGCGUCGAGUUUUUUAGAGCAGUCAGAUCAUUUUGUCAGCAUCAUAUUUAUUGUUUAGGUCCAAAAAUAUUCAAUAGCCUUCCAUUUAAUACCUUAAGAACGAACCCAAACUUUAAAUGCAAAAGGGAAAUAAAACAAUGGAUACUCCACAGUAACUAUUCAAUUUAUUAUAGGUAUAAUUUAAUAAGGAUUGCUGAUUCACAAACUGGGGAACUUAAAGCUGUUAGCUACUAGGUACCUCAACUGUAAUUUUAUAUUAUUUAGUUCUUUUUUUGGAUUAUAUUGUUUAUUGUCAUUUAAAUAUCCUUUUUGUUUCACUUAUGAUGAAUAAUAAUCAAUGAUUAGUAGGUAAUAAGUAUUAAACUGCAAUAAUUACUAAAUUACUAAAUAAAAUAAAUAGAUAAAUAAAUACAUUCUUCUUGAUCUUUUUGGUUUUUGUGUGUGAGCCCAAACGAUCGCCAGUGAAACAAUGUUUGCUAAUCAAUGUGGAAACUUUAUUUCAAUAUUAGCCUAAUAUAAAGGCAAGUUCGUUUUUCACUAUUUAUCAGAUUCAGAUCAGAUACGUCCCCUACAUCUCUGUUCCUUGGCAGAUCAUAUUUUAACAAAAUUGCUCCUCUUAUAGGUGGAAAACGAACUUAUUGGAAAUAGAUAGAAGAUAAUAUAUAUUUUUUUCUAGUGUCUAGUCAGUUAUCUGUUUAGUUCUUGGUGAUAGUAUGUUUUUUCUGCCAUUGGAUUGAAUAUAGGUACAUAUAUUUAUUAUGGACACAAUGCCCAACGGCUCUACCACGUUCCGAGUUCAGACUGUCCAGUUCGGUUUCAUGACAAGAAAGUUGAUUUCUGGGUCAAAUUUGUUUUAUUCCCCAAUCAGGAGAAAAAUAGGUUACCAGCACUUGGAACAUUACCACAUGCUUUGCCAUUUUGCACUUAGCAAACUAAUUAAGUACUAACUAUACUAAAAAAAAAUAAUUUUGUUAAUAUUUCUUUCUGAAAUAUGAUUUUUACAAAGUCCAUUCUUGAACCGAUAGCAAUAAUAUUCUUCACCUUCCAACGAUGUGGUUUCUAUUUCUGUUUAACUAUAGUCCAUUUUAUGCAAUUUGUGGCUAAGUUUACAAUGCACAAAUCUAAAAAAAACGGUUAAAUCAGAUGGAGGAUUCUCGUAAUAAAAUGGAAAAUGGUUGUUAAAAAUGUAAAGGGACCAAGGAUGAGGCGUUUGAGAAAUAGAUUACCUUUUUUACAAAAAAAAAAACAUGAGAUCUUUCGUUACUAAUGCAUAUUUAAAUUAAAUAAAAUUGCUUGUAAACUUAGCUAACAACCCUAGAAAGAGUAUUAUUAUUUAUGUUUAUGAUAAAUUGUUAUUAGUAUUAAUUAAUAAUUGGUUUUUCAAUUAGGAAAAUUAAAAGUGUAGAAGUCGAUUGGACAGCUUCAUAUUUAUGUAAUGAAUUCUGUUAGCUCUACAUCAUAUAAUUAUGUUAAUUUAUUAUUUUCAAAACACAAUAUUUUAAACUAAUUUGUGAUACUUACACUGCUCAUAUAGGGGUAA
Messenger RNA from Ceutorhynchus assimilis (cabbage seed weevil), 11473 nucleotides. Lineage: Eukaryota; Metazoa; Arthropoda; Insecta; Coleoptera; Curculionidae. The record is from the annotation of a GenBank genome assembly.